Molecule: messenger RNA, 1914 nt
Organism: Nematolebias whitei (Rio pearlfish)
Lineage: Eukaryota; Metazoa; Chordata; Actinopteri; Cyprinodontiformes; Rivulidae
Product: Y+L amino acid transporter 2-like
Exons: 11
Coding region: 45-1517 (490 amino acids)
Biological process (GO): amino acid transmembrane transport
Cellular component (GO): membrane
Molecular function (GO): L-amino acid transmembrane transporter activity; basic amino acid transmembrane transporter activity
Source: RefSeq, a predicted model, not a curated record
UCAGCGGUUCCUGAGUUGAGGCUCGGAGCUGUAAAUUGCUCAGAAUGGUUGCUGAAGUAGACUCGACCUCUGUAGGCAGUGGUGUUAGGCUGAAGCAGGAGAUUUCCCUCCUCCAUGGGGUCUGCCUCAUCGUGGGAAACAUGAUCGGCUCUGGAAUCUUCGUCUCACCUAAGGGAGUUCUCAUGUACACGGGCUCUUAUGGCUUGUCUCUGGUAGUGUGGGCCGUCGGUGGCCUGUUCUCUGUGUUUGGAGCGUUAUGCUACGCCGAGCUAGGUACCACCAUACGUAAAUCUGGAGCUUCCUACGCCUACAUUCUGGAAGCCUUUGGAGGCUUCUUGGCUUUUAUUCGAUUGUGGACGUCCCUGUUGAUAGUUGAACCAGCCUGUCAGGCGGUGAUCGCCUUGACCUUCGCCAACUACAUGGUCCAGCCAUUCUAUCCCACCUGUCUAGCCCCUUAUUAUGCCGUCCGCCUUUUUGCUGCUGCCAUCAUAUGUUUGCUCACUGCUGUGAACUGCAUGAAAGUAAAAUGGGGUGCGAUCCUUCAGGUCAUCUCCACUGUAGCCAAAGUCCUCGCUCUUAUCGUCAUCAUCAUCACUGGCCUGGUUAAGCUGGCUCAAGGUUUUGACCAGAACUUUGAGGACUCGUUCAAACACUCUAAGCUGGACCCAGGUGAUAUGGCUUUAGCCCUUUAUUCAGCGCUUUACUCCUACUCUGGCUGGGACACGCUCAACUUUAUUACAGAGGAGAUCAAGAACCCAGAGAGGAACCUGCCCUUGUCCAUUGCGAUUUCCAUGCCCAUCGUCACGGUAAUCUACAUCUUGACCAAUAUAGCUUACUACGUUGUCAUGGAUGCAGACACCGUGCUCAGCAGUGAAGCUGUUGCUGUGACAUUUGCAGACGAGGUGCUGGGUUGGGCGCGAUGGCUGAUCCCCAUUUCCGUGGCCAUUUCCUGUUACGGAGGCCUCAACUCCUCCAUCAUCGCUGCCUCAAGGUUGUUUUUUGUUGGAUCGAGGGAAGGCCACCUUCCUAAUGUCCUCUGCAUGAUCCACAUUAAGCGCUACACUCCAAUUCCAGCUCUGCUUUUUAAUGGUGCCAUGUCUCUGUUCUACCUGUCUGUGCCCGAUGUCUUCCAGUUGAUCAACUACUUCAGUUUUAAUUACUGGCUCUUCAUCGGCAUGUCGAUAGCCAGUCAGAUCUACCUUCGCUUCAAAGCUCCAGAUAUGCCGCGACCUAUUAAGCUCUCCUUGUUCUUCCCGAUAGUUUACUGCAUCUGCAGCGUUUUCCUGGUGGUGGUUCCCCUCUACAGCGACACAGUCAACUCUCUUGUCGGGAUCGCUGUUGCUCUCUCUGGCGCACCGAUCUACUUCAUCUGCGUUCAUCUACCGCCGUCAUCCAGACCUGCCUUCCUCGGCAAAAUGCUCGAUAAGAUUUCUCUGUUCACCCAGAAGCUCUGCAUGUGCUGCGUGGCCUCCCCAGAUAUCGAUCUGGACAACAUAGACCCUGAAAAGAUCGAAUGAUCGAACGAAAACAAAGGGCUCCGUGGGAAGAACCGCACAGAACGACGAUGAAAGCUGUGAGCUUCAGACCACCUGGGUUUGGAGGAUUAUUGUCUGGACGUAUGGAGAAAAAGCAAAGCUGGAGCUCUUCCCAUCACGUUACAAACCAGCACGUGCUCGAACACAACGCUGCUUCCUCCGCACGUGCCGAAGGUUGCAGCUGUGGGGGUUUGUCUGUGAUUAAGAAAUUACCGUUGCCUAAAUAAAUGGCAGCAACAAAGUGAGCCUUUUUUUUUGUUUGUUUGUUUGUUUACCUCUUGGUGGCACUCGAAGAGCAGCAGAAUUUUUGCACAUCUUUGUUUUUGUCCGUUUGUAGGAAGUUUUAUUCCGAUGUUACUGAAGGACCAAAUAUACACGU